This is a messenger RNA of Penicillium macrosclerotiorum, 2598 nucleotides long. RefSeq lists its product as uncharacterized. Bases 1 to 2598 code for a protein of 865 amino acids. The record is from RefSeq and is a predicted model, not a curated record. Gene Ontology annotation, molecular function: protein binding. Lineage: Eukaryota; Fungi; Ascomycota; Eurotiomycetes; Eurotiales; Aspergillaceae. The transcript is spliced from 2 exons.
AUGGAUCUGAUUCCACCGUCCUACAAGUCCGCAACAGACCGAGAUGCGUGGGCUAUCAUCGCCCGUUACAUUCCCUCGAGCGACCUGUGCGCCACCUCUCUCGUCUGCCAUCGAUGGCACGACCUAUUCAUGCCCUUUCUAUGGGGCGACCCAGCUUCACAUUUCGGCACCGAUAAUGAUGCCGUCUAUGUCGCCCUGACGCGGUUUCGCAGAACCCUUAAAUAUUCGCGACAAGAAGUACGGGCAUUGACCCAUACCUUGCAUCUCCCGCCAGCGCUUUCGGAGAUUUAUGGCGGCCCGCGACCCGGCUGGCUGAGAGAUAUCCUUGAGUACUUGCCGUGCCUGCAGUGCUUGAUGGUGUCAAGGCUACCCUUCUUUGACCACAAUGCUAUGGCUGCAUUGAGGCAGGAAACUCAAUCCAGCCAGUAUAAUGUCCGUCUUCUAUUGGCAGACCAUGAACCCAACACAACCUCGGCGGGCCUGGCAGAGACUCUGCUUCGCUUCCCCUUAUUGACCUAUCUGGACCUCUCCUAUACCAAAUCCGCCCGAGACCGAAGUGUGCUCUCGUCCCUGUCACAGCUUGAACACCUUCAAGUACUGAAGCUGCGUGACAUUGGGUUGCGAGACAACGAUGCCGAAUUUCUGGCAAAUGCCAUUGUAAUUCGAGUACGUUACUUGGACCUGCGGAACAAUAACCUGACCGACAUGGCAGUGCGAUCCUUGUUACAGGCUUCCUUUAUCACAAAGAGCCACCCGGAAAUCCCACGUACAAGGCGUACUGGCAGCUCCCCGGAUCCAGUUUCCCAAGCAGCCGCCCGCCAUAGCUCCAACUCGGAUCUUUUACAGUCCCCCCAGCUGGAUGAGCAUUUCAUUAAGAUACUAGCCCAGCCAGCCUCAAAUCAUUCCUGGACCGAAGAUUUACCACACUCUGGCAUCACCCAUCUCUAUAUCGCCAACAACCAGAUCACAGUGGAAGGAGUGGCAGGUCUUCUGGCUUCAUCACGCCUCCAUGCCCUGGAUGCUGGAACCGUCAACACGGUAGAUAUGAUUCACAAGACAGCAUCAAAACACGGCAGAUAUCCCGGGGCGGAGAAGCUGGUGCCUAUUCUGGGGAAUGUGGCCGGCGAGAAACUUGCAUAUCUCAGAGCCCACCAUGCAGUUCUCACCGCAGAACCUCCAUCGAAGGACGUAGCUUCCAGUGUCGACUUUCUCCCAGAACUGCCAGCGAGCAAUGAAGUACCCAGAGAAGCUGAGUUGGAUGCUUCCGAUGAGGCCCGAGUGCACGAACUACCAUCAGAGAAUAUACCGGUGUUUGAACUUGCAGAUACUUCUAUAACAGACACCAAAACUUCGUUCACGGUUACCACUCCCACUCCAUGCCCGUCAAACCCAUACGAAGAUGAGCCUCUGCCUGCAGUGAGACGGGGUUCUGCAUUCGCUCCAGAAGUAAUCCCUAGUCAUGAGUGUGACCCACACUCUCCGGUAUUUACCAUCAAUGGAUCCAUCCCCUCACAUACGUGGCCUAGUGAGAAUGAAGCUACUCUGCAGUCAAUUUCUAACUCAUCUUCAUUCAACGAUAUCUUGGGCGCAGCUAUCUCGCAAUGCAACUCGCCCAUAUCCAUAGAUGAUGCGCGUGCUCAGAAAAUCCAGGAACUACUGUCGAAACGCCCGAGAAACCAAUCCAUUCCGCGCCGCGCUGGCAAAGAAAUUUGCUUUCCUUACUUGCAUCCUUCUCAUAUUCCGCAUCUCGAGACUCUAGUGCUGACAGAUGUCCCUUCACACAUUCCACCGAACUCACCGAUUCUUCACACCCUCACACGAUUCCUGACGGCCUGCUCGAAUGAAGCUUUACUUGCAACACUCCAGGCCGGAUCGGACUAUUCCCUCCCACCCGGCCAGGCCCGCAUGCGCGCCGAACACCAGCGCUCUCGAAGCCUCUUCGGUCUGCGACGAAUUAUCCUCGAAGUCACACCUAUUGAUAGGUCCGCUAGACUAACGUCUUGGAAACCAAGCCUCCAAACGUCAAGCACAGGAGACCGAGACUCGGAGGCCCUCUGGGCGGCAGCUGCAGACGACUACAGCUUCUUCGGAGAAGAAGAAUGCGGUGUGCCCGAGAACGACCCGGGCAAAUAUUUUCCUAUGGCAGUUCUCAAUGAGAAAGUCUCGCUGAUGCCAUCUGACGAUGACGCUUCAACACAUUCCGGCGGAGAGUCGCCUCUCCCAGGCCGCGACUUCUCCCGGCGCAGCGUGACAUCCGCAGCACGCGGCACGCCAAGUCCAUCGCGGACAGCUGCAGACAGUCAGCCGCAACGAAUGCUGCAAGAGGUCGACCUGGUCGCCGAGCUGGCUGCCUUCCGCCGCUCCAAGAAAGCCGAGUACGAGCAGGUCGUGCGGCGGGAGAGAAAGCGGCGCAGUACCAACGGCAGCGGGAUAUCCCACGCGUUUACCGCCACGACGCCGCAGCUGUCGAUGGCGCACUUUGUCGAGGGCCAUUGGAAGGGCGAGGUCAAGAUUGUGCGGAACCCAACGCCCAAUGCCCGCAGCGGCAUGGUGGAUAUGUACGGUAACUAUUUCGAGAAGGGCUAUUUGUAUCCGUAA